Molecule: messenger RNA, 2136 nt
Organism: Crotalus tigris (Tiger rattlesnake)
Lineage: Eukaryota; Metazoa; Chordata; Lepidosauria; Squamata; Viperidae
Gene: IGFBP6
Product: insulin like growth factor binding protein 6
Exons: 4
Coding region: 489-1262 (257 amino acids)
Biological process (GO): regulation of insulin-like growth factor receptor signaling pathway
Cellular component (GO): extracellular region
Molecular function (GO): insulin-like growth factor II binding; insulin-like growth factor I binding; fibronectin binding
Source: RefSeq, a predicted model, not a curated record
ACUUCCCACCACAAGCCACAAUUCUGGGAGGGCACGGUUUUUGGAAUUGAGGCUCCCGGCUUUUAUAUCGGCGUUCUCUCCGUUACCCCUGCCUUGCUUUCAACGGAUCACCCCGAAGUCUGACCUGGGUUCACAAACUCCUAGUACGGUACUAUAUUCCGGGAACGACGUACGCGAUAAGAAGGCAGUUCUUCGUGCAGUUCAGCCCCACCCCGCGCGCCUCCACACAAAACUUCAGCUGUUGAACUCCAUGGGAGUGGAUCGCCUCGCUAGAAUUGGUCGGAUUGCUCACUUUCCUAGGAGUAAAGGGAAUAGCGGUGGAGAAACGCCGGUCGGCUUUUGGCAGCCGGCAGCCACACCCUGCCGGCUGGCGGCUGUCCAACCGGGCUGGCUACACCUGGCGCGGAAGGAGGCCGGCGAGCCGUGGGCAUUUAAGACGCGCUCGGCUGCAGCGCGCUGUUUCCGAGCGCUCAGGUCGUCGGUGCACGAUGCUCCUCGCUCGCUGCCUGGGGACGGCGCUGCUGCUUUUGCUGGUCCCGACGACGGGAUGCGUGACGGCCGUGGCUGCUUCUGCUGCUGCGUCGGAGCCCGACGGCGACAUCGGGGCCGCUUGCCCUUCUUCUUCUCCGGCCGGCUGCGAUUCCCCCGAGAGCGACCGUAAAGCUACUUGCGACGAUGAGAAAGCCUGUGGAGUCCGGGAGGAAGGCGAGUCCUGCGGCGUCUAUACGCCCAGCUGCGCCGGCGGGCUGCGCUGCGUCCCUCGGCCAGGCGAGCGCGCUCCUUUGCAAGCCCUGCUGCGCGGGAAGGGUAUCUGUUUGGCCCCGCAACCCAAGAGGGGAGGCAGCAAGAAUCAGACCGAGAUGGAGCCCGUUGCAGGUGAUGGCAGAAGGGAAAAUUAUCAGACAGAUCAUCCAACCCAAGAACCUCUCCUCCUUCAGAUCCAAGACCCUUUGCCAGAUGUCGUGGUGGACAAAUCCCAGCUACAACAAGACCCCCUAAAUCAUGGUAUUAAACAGGAAUUUGAUAUGGGUCCCUGUCGCAUGCAUUUGGCAGCCAUCUUGCAGGAGCUGAAGGCUCCCCUCUACAUGAACGGCGAAGAUAUCUUCAUUCCCAACUGUGACACCAAAGGCUUUUACAGGCGAAAGCAGUGCCGGACCUCCAAAGGGCAGAAGAGGGGCCGAUGCUGGUGUGUGGAUAAGAGAGGCCAUCGGUUGGAGGGGCUGGAAGAGAGCCCCCUCUGCCUGCUUGCGAACAAUGACUGAGGAUGCAGAAAGAGCCGCGGCCACUGUGGUCCAGCAGCAGAAUUCUUGACUGAGGGGACUUGUCUUAUUAGAACAGUCAUGGAAAAUUUUUUGCUUGUAAUUUAUUGCACAGUUGUUGCCUUAUUGGGAUCCUGCCUUCCCUGGGAUAACUUUGGAGCUCUUACAGUGUCUGAUAAUACUCUACAAAAGACUGGCCUGGCUGCUCAGAGAAACAGCAGACUGGGGUCUUCUAACUGCAUGACCAAAGAGGGGUGUUGAAUAAGCUACCAGUAGUUGCAUUACAGCAAUAAUGCUGGCACUUGAACCAAUUCUCUUAUACCAGUAAAUAUGCUUAUACCAGUAAAGGAACAAGAAUAGCCAGUUCCUGGAGGUGCAGUAUGUAUACUUGGGCUACCUUUUAUAAAAUGUGUAGGGAGACCAGGGAUUUAUCUUAUACAUGCUACCGAGGUAGAUGUGUUUUGUGGAAAGGGUUUUAACAGCACAACUGCAGUACUCACUAAGGGCAAUGUAGAAGGAAGUAAAAUUAAAUGUGGCCAAGUUUUUAAAGGUCAACAUCUACAAUGUAAGCAAGAAAGUGAAAGUGGUGCAGAUACUGGAAAUGAGAUGUAUGGAAGUUUUAACUGUACCUUUAAUGUUUUUCGCAUUCUCCCUUCUGUUCUGUUUCAUGGCUCUCCCCAGCAUAUUCUGUAAAAGAGUUAUCUGGAUGACAGGAAAACCUGAAGCUGCCUUCCAUGCAGAAAAGCAGUGGAUGAUGGAUUUGUCCCUAUUUGCCAUAACGUGCUUUAAUUUAAUGUGUUUAAACAGAUAGGUCUCUAUUUCUAUAUGUUUUACUAUACAUUUGGUCUCAAUAAAUCUGAUGAUUAUGCCAUUUUAA